Messenger RNA from Nerophis lumbriciformis (worm pipefish), 1374 nucleotides. NCBI's taxonomy places the organism in Eukaryota, Metazoa, Chordata, Actinopteri, Syngnathiformes, Syngnathidae. The record is from RefSeq and is a predicted model, not a curated record.
AUGUUUGCGGAAGAUGGAACCGAGGGGGAGAAUAUAGAUAAUGAAGAGGCGCGGCCCAAGGACGGAACCCUGGGGCACACCAGCGGAGACAAGGAGAGAUUUGGAUUUGUGGGGGCCGAAUUUGACAAAUUGUGUGCGGUCAGACAGUCACCCCGUUCAAAUCGAUAUGACGCCAACCUGCCCUCUGGACCAGCGCACAGUCCAGGAUUAAACACUCCAUUGGAACAUCUAGGAAAGCGACCCACAACGAUGGCAAGUGGACCGCUACUUCUAACUUUGAGCAUCACGGCGCUGGCAUGGGGAAUCCAAGCCAAGAAAGAAAUAUCGGGCAGCACCGCUGUGGACCUGGGCCAGCACCGGGAUGCUUGGAGGCCGUUGAUGCACCUUUCAGUCAACCUCACCAAGAUAAGAGGCAUCACGUCAACAUUUCAACUCAGGACAUACGACCCGGAGGGGACCAUCUUCUACGGGGAUACCAAAAACGGCCGGGACUGGUUCAUCCUGGCCCUGAAAGACGGUGUCCCGCUCAUGCAAAUCAGUCGCAGUGGCGUCCUGGUUUUUGUGGUGGGUGGGCCCAAGCUCAAUGACGGGCGCUGGCACACGCUGGAGCUGAGCAACCAUGGCGAUUUCGUGGUCCUCGAGGUGGACGGCUCCCGGGGGCUUCUCGUGGGUCUGCAGUCCGAUACCAUCGAGGAGGUGGUUUCAGGGUCCCUCCGACUGGCAAUUGGUGGGAUCCUCAUUCCCAAAGAGAGGCUAUUUGUUCAGUUGGAACCGCAGCUGGACGCAUGCGUGCGGGAUGGCAGCUGGCUGAACCUCAGUAACCCAUGGGAGACGGACGCAGAGCAGCUCCGACCAUGCCGCCAGAACAUCCGACCUGGCAGCUUCUUCUCCGGGAGCGGAAUGGCUGUUGUCAACAGUUCAGUUUUACAGACAGAAUAUGAACACGGCGUGACCAUCCGAGUUUUGGGCGAUUUUGCCAAAAUGGACGGAACCAUUUUAAGCAUCCGGCCUCCCGGGCAGGCACUCAUGUUUGCGGUAGUUGCCGACAAUAACACAAAAGAAGUAACGGUCAUCCUCGGUGGUUAUAAAAUGAGUCUGAAAGAAGACUUCAAGGAACUGGAGAUGACUUUCGGGACCGAUUGGAUGGAAAUUCGAAACGGUGGACAUGCGUCGAAGGUCCCGUGGGAGAAUCCUGAGCUUCUGAAGACGCUGAGAGAAAGCCACGUGGCCAUCGGUGGCCUCCCCGGCAAAGAUGACGCAGGCUCCAGUUUCUUGAGAGGUUGUCUAGAGAAGAUCCAGAUCCAGGGAAAGGACGUGGACCUGGAUGGAGCUAACAAACACCCCUCCAUCUCCUCUCACAGCUGCCCCUUGUGA